AUGGAAUCAAGUGAAGAUGAUAUUGAUGAGAUUCAAAAGGAAAUAGCCAUUCUUGCUGCAUGUAACGACUCUAGGAUAACAAAAUACCAUGGCUGUUUCGUCAAUGGAUAUAAGCUAUGGAUAAUUAUGGAGUACUUGGGGGGAGGAUCGGGACUGGACUUGUUAAAAGUGGUCGGUCCAUUUGAUGAAGCAUCCAUCGCGAUUGUUUGUCGCGAACUAUUACUAGCAUUACAAUAUUUGCAUGAAAACGGCAAGAUUCACCGAGACGUAAAAGCAGCCAAUGUGUUAGUCUCUGAGAAAGGCGAAGUUAAAAUUGCUGAUUUCGGAGUAGCAACACAACUGUCAAAUAACUUAUCAAGGCGAAACACUUUCGUGGGAACUCCAUUUUGGAUGGCACCGGAGGUCAUCAAACAAGAAGAUUAUAAUUUCAAAGCAGAUAUUUGGUCCCUCGGAAUCACCGCUAUUGAGUUUGCCAAUGGAGAACCCCCUUUAUCUGAUGUUCAUCCCAUGAAAGUAUUAUUUCUCAUUCCUAAGAACCCACCCCCGACACUGAAAGGUGCGAAUUUUUCAGCUGAUUUUCAAAAUUUCCUAUCGCUAUGCCUGCAGAAGAAUCCAAAUCAACGAGCCUCGGUGAGAAAUUUACUUAAGCAUCGCUUUAUACGGAAUGCAGGCAAUCCGUCGCAUAUUGUAACCAACCUGGUCAAUAAGAGGAGAAGCAAGUUAGGUGAUGGGGCUGUCAAAUCUAAGCACAGGAAACCGAAGCACUAUCAGGCAACUGUGGAUACUGUCACAGGUACAGCCACGAAUUCUGGUUCAAGCACAAGUUCGGGAGCAAGUACUAUAAGCAGUCGUAGUGUCAGUGGAAGUACCAAUGAUGAUGACUGGGAUUUUGAUACCAUUAAACCGGGUCAGCCACUUUCAAGUCAAACCGAAGAGUCAUCCUUGAAACAGCCAACACAGGCGGAAGUAAAGUCGCAACCUCGGUCUGAGCCCUUGAUGAAACGACCACUCCCCACACCACCAGCUCUGCCUCCAAGACCAUCACAAGAGGAGAUUGAUCCAGAACAAACUCUCCGCAUGCUUAACAUAUCUGAGCCCCCAACACCGUCGUCGACUAGUAUCCGGUCUGCUGAUUCUACGGUAGCUGCUGCCCCUUUAAACUCGACUAGUAGUGGCCAUACAAACUAUAGAUCUAUUAUCACCAAAACUUUGGACCACACUCUACCAAAGCUUGACCCUAACUCACAGGACUUCGCAAUCUUAAGAACGCUUAACAACAUUAUAAGCAAUGGCCAGUUAUCGUCAUCUACAGAGGCGUAUCUGAUUAAGAGAUUAGUUCGCCAGGCGGAGAAAGAGAAUAAAAAGCGAAAUACCAAAGAAUUACCGGUAUUGGCUGUAUCAUCUGUUGCCUCGAAUUCUGGCUCGGCUUCUUACGAAACCCCACCACCUCGUCGCAAACUUGAUCACGUUGAGCAACUCCUAUUAGGGCGGUGGCUAGAAACUGUUUACGAACGUCAGCAAUAA
This is a messenger RNA of Sugiyamaella lignohabitans, 1524 nucleotides long. It is a transcript of the gene KIC1, whose product is annotated as putative serine/threonine protein kinase KIC1. The transcript has a single exon. Bases 1 to 1524 code for a protein of 507 amino acids. Lineage: Eukaryota; Fungi; Ascomycota; Dipodascomycetes; Dipodascales; Trichomonascaceae. Gene Ontology annotation, molecular function: protein kinase activity; ATP binding. Gene Ontology annotation, biological process: protein phosphorylation. The record is from RefSeq and is a predicted model, not a curated record.